Messenger RNA from Daucus carota subsp. sativus, 2315 nucleotides. RefSeq names its product mitogen-activated protein kinase 9. Gene Ontology annotation, biological process: protein phosphorylation; intracellular signal transduction. Gene Ontology annotation, molecular function: ATP binding; MAP kinase activity. The record is from RefSeq and is a predicted model, not a curated record. Lineage: Eukaryota; Viridiplantae; Streptophyta; Magnoliopsida; Apiales; Apiaceae. The transcript has 11 exons. Bases 234 to 1967 code for a protein of 577 amino acids. Gene Ontology annotation, cellular component: cytoplasm; nucleus.
AAUUACAUUUUGUGCUUUUCUUGUCUCUUCAGUGACGCCGCUAUAUACUCUCCCUCGCUCCCCUCUCUCUCCCACCUAAAUCGGCAACACGUAAGAACACCCAUCAACACACAGCACACAAAAACCAGCAUAACACUGUAUACACACACGCAAAUAUAGAGAGAGAAAGGGCGGGAAUGCUGAGAUUGAUUGGCACUAUAUCAACUUGAUAAAUAUAAAUAUAUAUAGAGUAUAUGGGGAGCAACAAAACAUUUGUGGAUGGGGUUCGUAGAUUGUUUCAGCGUAGGUCUACAUCAUCUUCUUCAUCAGUGAAUGAUAAUACUAAUGAUCAGAAAAAUACCCAUUUGACUGUCAGUAAUAUUGGGCCUAAAAUAGUUGAGAAGGAAGAAGAAGGGCUUAAAAUCACUGAAGAUUUUGACUUUUCCGGGCUUUCUGUUAUUAAAGUACCUAAACGUGUUACUCUUGUUAUGGAUCCUCACAAAAAGAACUCGUUGGAUAAAGAGUUCUUUACAGAGUAUGGGGAGGCAAAUAGAUACCAAAUUCAAGAAGUUGUUGGGAAAGGUAGCUAUGGUGUUGUCGGUUCUGCAGUAGAUACCCACACGGGCGAAAGAGUUGCAAUUAAGAAAAUUAAUGAUGUAUUUGAUCAUGUGUCUGAUGCAACCAGAAUCCUUAGAGAAAUAAAGCUCCUUAGGCUGCUAAAGCAUCCUGAUAUCGUUGAAAUAAAGCAUAUUAUGCUUCCUCCUUCUCGGAGGGAGUUUAGAGAUAUCUAUGUUGUUUUUGAGUUGAUGGAAUCUGACCUUCACCAAGUAAUUAGAGCUAAUGAUGAUCUCACACCUGAGCAUCAUCAGUUUUUCUUGUACCAGCUUCUUCGUAGCCUAAAGUAUAUGCACUCAGCUAAUGUAUUUCAUCGUGAUUUAAAGCCAAAAAAUAUCCUUGCCAAUGCUGACUGUAAAUUAAAGAUUUGUGAUUUUGGACUUGCACGAGUAUCAUUUAACGAUGCCCCAUCUGCUAUUUUUUGGACCGACUAUGUGGCAACAAGAUGGUAUCGUGCUCCCGAACUCUGUGGCUCCUUCUUCUCUAAAUAUACUCCUGCAAUUGAUAUUUGGAGCAUUGGAUGCAUAUUUGCCGAGAUGCUUACUGGAAGACCUUUGUUUCCUGGAAAAAAUGUUGUACAUCAGUUGGAUCUCAUGACUGAUUUGCUUGGUACUUCUCCCCCUGAAACAAUUGCAAGGAUUCGGAAUGAAAAGGCCCGGAGAUAUUUAAAUAGUAUGCGUAGAAAACAGCCAGUGCCGUUUUCACAGAAAUUCCCUAAGGCUGAUCCUUUGGCACUUCGGCUGUUGGAGCGUUUGCUCUCUUUUGAUCCUAAGGACAGACCAUCAGCUGCAGAGGCACUAGCUGAUCCCUACUUUCAAGGUUUGGCAAAUGUGGAACGGGAACCAUCGACUCAACCCAUUUCAAAACUCGAGUUUGAAUUUGACAGGAAAAAAUUAGCAAAAGAUGAUGUUAGGGAGCUGAUUUACAGAGAGAUUUUGGAGUAUCACCCACAAAUGCUUCAGGAGUAUCUUCGUGGUGGAGAACAGACUAGCUUCAUGUACCCAAGUGGCGUUGAUCGGUUUAAGCGACAAUUCGCGCAUCUUGAGGAGCAUCCUGGUAAAGGUGGAAAAAAUACUCCUCUCCAGAGACAACAUGCAUCAUUGCCCAGAGAACGGGUUCCGGCACCCAAGGAUGAAGCUACUACUCAUGAAAGUAAUGAUUUUGAGAAGCGUACUGCAGAUUCUGUUGCUUCAACGCUUCAUAGUCCUCCCGGACAGUCUGACAGUGCACGCAGCUUGUUAAAGAGUGCUAGUAUAAGUGCUUCCAAGUGUAUUGGAGUACAACCAACAAAAGAGGCUGAAGAAGAUGCACUAGCUGAGAAACUGGAGGAGGUUGAAGGGGUAACUAAAGCUGUUGCAGCCGUUGUUGUCUGAAUGAAAUAUAGCAGUUAGUGGCCUUGGAAGUUUGUUUACGAGCUGAUCCCUUGGCUCAAUGGACUCAAAACGCUUAUCUUAUGUGCUGCUCUCUUGGUUUCCUUCGCUGUACUGUCUGAAUUGAUUAAACCAGUUCUCCCGUCAUAGUUUGGUUUGUUUCAGGCAGUAAUAGCUCUAGGACCGCAAUGAAGAAAUGAUCCCUAUAUGUCACUGGUUUUGUAGCAGAGAAGCUAAUAGAUACAACUAGUAUUUUUUGCAUUCUGGUGAAUUUGUAUUAUAGUUUUGAUGUGUCGGUAAAAUCAGAAAUAUUAUAUCUUUUCUAGUCAAAUUUGGACCUGGUUACACUUA